GGCGAGCCUCGAAGCAACCUGAAGCAAGUGCGUGGCCUCUCCGCUGGCUCUUCCUGAUCAUCCAGUAGCAGUCUGCAAUCGGCGCUAACUCCGACACAUUAAGACCAGCAGGUACAACCACCAGACACCUCCUCGCACAGACCGACGCGAUGGACGAGAAGGAAGCUGCCAAGGCCAAGCUGCUCAUUGCGACGUUACAGAAAUAUGGCUACGAUCUAGAGGAUCCCUCGCGCACCAGCUCCACCACCAGUACUAACUCGAGCUCCGAUUCGUCUUCCACCGAAUGGAGCCCCGACGACGACGUGGAGCCAGCCGCUGCUCGCCGCUUCAGCGUUACGUCAUCGACUGGUAUCCUGGCAUUGCGUGACCGUAAGAAUCAGCAGAGCGCGCUACAUAUUGCUGCCAAAAAGGGCCACUUCGAUGUAUUGCGUGCACUGGCCAAGCUCCCACGGCUCUCUGAGCACCUGAACGCUGGCGACCGACACAGCAAUACGGCGCUACACUUCGCAGCCAGUAACACCAGAUCGAAUGCGUCAGAUCUUGUGGAACUUCUGCUCAAUUUGGGCGCCAACCCGUCGGCCAUGAACGUCCGUGGACAGACCCCACUAGCCAUCCACAUCAUGACAGCCAAGCCGGAGACACCUACAACCAUCACCAAACUCUUUAUCGAUAAAUUCCGACAGCUGAAAGCCACUUCGUCUUCAUCGACUCCUUCAUCACCAUCGUCUCCCACUGGUCUCCGUGCUCCUGCCCCGUGCGCAACGCUAAACGAGCUGGUGAAUGGUACCACGUACUUGCACAUGGCGGUGGAGCGUCAACUGGGCGAGAUUGGCGGUGCACUGGUGCAAGGAGGAGCCUCCAUCAACGUGCCGGAUCACAAUGGUGUCAUGGUGAGCGACACGAUCCCCAAGAAGCUGCUGGUGAAGCUCAUUACCUUCAUGACGGAGGGCUCGCAAGUGGCUCCAUCGGACAUCGUGCGAGGUAGCUGCAAGAUCUGCCGCAACCCCAAGAGCUUGCUGGAUCCUCUAAAAGACUGCGCUCUGUGUGGCCGCGCAGUCUGCAAGAACUGCUCACAGAAGGCGUCGGAGAUCCGUAAAUCGACGUCAGAUGGCAGCUACGCAGCGCUCAAGGACAAGGAUGAAGGUCGAUUCUGUGCUGUUUGCUGCACCGUCAAAAUUCUUAAAAGCAAAAAGCACAACGAGCGCGAGAACUUCAACAAGAAGCUCAUGGGCUGCAGCAUGAAAUAG
This is a messenger RNA of Phytophthora infestans T30-4, 1247 nucleotides long. Its product is annotated as myosin-like protein. Lineage: Eukaryota; Oomycota; Peronosporomycetes; Peronosporales; Peronosporaceae. The transcript has 2 exons. The record is from RefSeq and is a predicted model, not a curated record. Bases 150 to 1247 code for a protein of 365 amino acids. Gene Ontology annotation, cellular component: nucleus. Gene Ontology annotation, molecular function: protein binding. Gene Ontology annotation, biological process: regulation of gene expression.